GUGGACUUCUUGAGGUUCUCUUUCCUCAGAUGUGACCUCAACAAGAGGAAAAAUUGCCUUUUCUGCUUCCUUCCUGGAAAGAUGGAAAGUGCUUUAGUAGGCUCCUGGCACAACAGUGGCUUCUAUGGGCACUUUAGAGGCCAAGUCAAGAGUGAAAGUGCUGGAGAGUAUCGCCGUGCAGCCAAGCCUCCGCCUCCACCAGCGUUCCUGCAGCGAUGCCAGGAGCCAGCACAGCACUUCUUCUCCAAGCACGACAACCGCACUUCCUUCGACAAAGGGCCCUACUGUCUGCUGCAGGGAAUCGGAAGACAGAAAGAUCUGAAGCGCCUGUGGCAGCGGCACACUUUCCUGCGCUGGGCACCCUGUGAGAUAGAAGUGAGCCAGCAGCGGCCCCUGAAAUCUUCCUACCAGCAUGACUUCCCGUCAGGCUCUGGACUUGACAGCCUCCCUCAGCGUCUGGUUCACUUUGUACAAAUCCAGCCUGUCCACGCCAGCACUACCUACCAGCGAAACUUCUGCCACCCGUCCCUUGGUGGUCGCUGUGGCAGUGACAAGACAGGGCCCCAAGUGCCUGUCACCGACACACUGCCUGACCUCCCAGCCAUCCCAAGACCCAAGCUCCUGCAGCACUACCUUCACCCUGGGGUCUAUGAGUGCCUGCACUGGUCCUGAACAUUAAACGAGGACAGCUGACACAUCGCCUGCCUGUGCUUGCAGCACAAGAGGUCUCAGGGGCCAGUAAUCAGUGGUGUGCGACCCAGAGCUGACCCCCGUGGGACUCAUGUCUAUGGUAUCCAUGAGCUUGGCUGGGGAGACACUGCCAUGGGAGCCUUGUCCCAAGGUGAGGAAGGGUGAGGCCGGAAGAGGCCCAGCGUCCAGGAAGGCUGCCACGACCAACACACUGGGUGGGUCCAAACACUUUUCCAGCACUUCAGCAGACAGCUGGAGACUGUACUCAGUGUAGCUGCAAGGAAAGCGGAGCCAGCAGUUGUACCAGCGGGGACCAAAGGCCGGGGCACAUCUCCCUGUAAUCCCAGCUACUUGGGAGGUCAAGGGGUCCAGGGAGGAGGAUCACAAGUUCCAGGCCAGACUGGGAAAUUUCGAGAGGCCCUGACUCAAAUAAAACAACCAAAACAAAGG
Molecule: messenger RNA, 1140 nt
Organism: Chinchilla lanigera (long-tailed chinchilla)
Lineage: Eukaryota; Metazoa; Chordata; Mammalia; Rodentia; Chinchillidae
Gene: Cimip7
Product: chromosome unknown open reading frame, human C3orf84
Exons: 4
Coding region: 82-672 (196 amino acids)
Source: RefSeq, a predicted model, not a curated record